CUACCUGACUAGUCUAUGCAGUGCAGUUACUCCUCGGCUUGCAGCACUCACCUCAAUCUAGUAGACUCCCUGAUCACACUUCGUGCAAAUUUCUCUCACCGAAUUUCAAAUCUCCUCUCUCUCAUCCAACUCAACAAAGUUACCAAAUUCCUCGCAAACCAGCAAUCUACCAAAAGGGAAUACCUACUUGACGUCUGUCGAAAGUAUUGUAUCAGUUGAAAGUGAUUGACAGUGUUAGUGACGAGUGACAAAGAAUCAAUAUUUUAAUUUGGAGCUAAAAAGGAUGAGGUGACUGGAAGGAAUCAUUGAGAAACUCUGCUGUUCCUGUACCGCAAUCAAUACAAUAACUACCUACCGCAAAAAUGAGUGAAACAUUUCAUUUACUCACCUUUUUAUCUAUAGCAACUCUUAUUCAACAUACCACACAGCAAAAUGAUUUGAGUUUAUCCAACUUUGCUAGCCGCUUUUCAUCAUGUAAAAUGUACUCAAAGGAAUUUGAUAACUGCAUUAAAAAAGCGCUGAAUGAUGUUAGGCCAUGGUUUAAAACAGGCCUGCCUGAGCUAAACAUAGCUCCAUUUGAUCCAUUUUUCGCCAAAGAAGUGAUACAGAAACGAGGAGGCCGGAAUUUGAACUAUAAAUUGAAACUAACUGAUGUUUUCGAGAGGGGUUGGACAGUAUCAGAAGUCACCAAAUUCAAAUACAACCCCGAAUUGAAUUCUGUCCGCUACACUCAAUUCUUCCCUGAAAAAUAUCUUGAAGGAGCUUAUGAAAUGGAAACUCAAAUGGCGCAACUGUCGAGAAUGCAGAAUAAGGGUGUUUGGAAUAUGACACUCUACAACUAUAUGCAAACUACCACUAUAAGUCGACCCAAAGAUGCUAAAACCCUGAAAGUAAGAAUUGAAGUGGACAAGAUAGGAAACAUGGACUUGCACGUCAGUAACUUACUGAGAGGGAGAAAUGUUUUAGAGGGCAUAAUGGACAGGAUAAUCAAUGCCAGCUGGAGACCUGGGUUCGCAGUGAUCAGACCUCUCAUCAAUGAUAUAGUGAGCACUGCUUUCACCGACAUAUUCAACAAAGCAUUCAACAAUCUCAACAUCUAUGCCAUACUUCCUUCACCCUAAUUUCCUUUUACAUCUUGCCAUAAGUUUUUCACUGGACUUGCAAAUUUCAUUUUACUUAAUAUCUCUGAUGGAGAUUAUGAUGGAGACUAGCCUAUAAUAACUGAUAUAAAACAACAAAAUAUGUUGUUCAGUAUCCAAUUUUUCAUAGAAAAUGACCUUCUUCAGGCCUACCCUAUCGAAAACCUUUGACAAUGGUCUCCUUAUGUUUAUAAGAUUGCCACUAUAGAUAUACUCCUUAUAAUAUUAUAAAAUAUUUUAUGAAAUAUCAUUGAUUUUCAAUCAGCUUUUAUGAAAACGUGAUGUGCAAUUCUUUAAUGACAGUAUUUUUUUUAGUUAUACCUCUAUUAUAUUGGCAGCUUCGACCAGCGUGAAAGAUCAUGCAUACCAUAAUGAAUGCAAUUUAAAUUGUAAAUUUAUCUUACAUCUUGCAACGAAUUGUAAUUAGCGAAUUGUAAUUAGGUCAUUACAGUGUCGAGGUCACACAAGUCCCUAUUAAGACUUCAAAUAAGCUCUGUCUGUUUUUGAUCAAUUCGAAACACAAA
Molecule: messenger RNA, 1663 nt
Organism: Nilaparvata lugens (brown planthopper)
Lineage: Eukaryota; Metazoa; Arthropoda; Insecta; Hemiptera; Delphacidae
Gene: Jhbp16
Exons: 7
Coding region: 363-1121 (252 amino acids)
Source: RefSeq, a predicted model, not a curated record